AUGUCAGAUUCCAAAACAUCGAGUCAAAGGGAGUGGGAUCAACUUGAAGAUAAUAGAGAUUCUUCAUCAGAAAACCACUCCAUUAAUGAGUAUCAUGGUUUUGAUGCUCAUGCAACUGAAGAUAUCCAGAAUUUAGCAAGAACUUUGUCUCAUAAUUCAUUCAAAGAUGAUUCUUCUGCUGGGUUAAUGAAGUAUUUAAGUCACAUGUCUGAAGUCCCAGGGGUAUCGCCGUUUGCUGAAGAAGAAAUAAAUGAACAAUUAAAUCCUGAUUCAGACAAGUUUAACGCAAAAUUUUGGGUUAAGAACAUGAGAAAAUUGGUUGAUUCCGAUCCAGAUUAUUAUAAACCAUCGAAAUUGGGGAUUGCUUAUAGAGAUCUCAGAGCAUAUGGUGUGGCUAAUGAUUCCGAUUAUCAACCAACUGUCACAAACGGUCUUUGGAAAGCCAUUGUUGAAGGUAUCAGAUUUUUCCAAAAAGAAGACGAGUCAAGAUGUUUUAAUAUUUUAAAACCUAUGGAUGCUAUUAUGAAGCCAGGUGAACUUACGGUUGUCUUGGGUAGACCAGGGGCCGGUUGUUCUACAUUAUUGAAAACCAUUGCUGCACAAACUUAUGGGUUCCACAUUGGUAAAGAAUCCAAAAUUACAUACGAUGGGUUAACCCAAGAUGAUAUCAAAAAACAUUACCACGGUGAUGUCAUCUAUUCUGCCGAAACCGAUAUCCAUUUCCCACAUUUAACUGUUGGUGAUACUUUAGAGUUUGCAGCUAGAUUAAGAACUCCUCAAAAUAGAGGUGAAGGAAUUGACAGAGAAACAUACGCUAAACACAUGGCUAGUGUUUAUAUGGCCACUUAUGGUUUAUCACACACAAGAAAUACCAGCGUUGGUAAUGAUUUUGUCAGAGGUGUUUCUGGUGGUGAAAGAAAGAGAGUAUCCAUUGCUGAAGCAUCCUUAAGUGGUGCUAAUAUCCAAUGUUGGGAUAAUGCUACUAGAGGUUUGGAUGCUGCCACCGCCUUGGAAUUCAUCAGAGCAUUGAAAACUUCUGCUGCUAUUUUGGAAAGUACCCCAUUGAUUGCUAUUUACCAAUGUUCCCAAGAUGCUUAUGACUUGUUUGACAAUGUUGUCGUUUUGUAUGAAGGUUACCAAAUUUUCUUUGGUAAAGCAAGCAAAGCUAAAGAAUUCUUCCUCAAAAUGGGUUACAAAUGUCCACAAAGACAAACCACCGCUGAUUAUUUGACUUCUUUAACUAAUCCAGCUGAAAGAGAACCAUUGCCAGGGUAUGAAGAUAAAGUUCCAAGAACUCCUCAAGAAUUUGAAGCAUAUUGGAAAAACUCUCCAGAAUAUGCAGAAUUGAUCAAAGACAUUGACAACUAUUUUGUAGAAUGUGAAAAAUUAAAUACCAAAGAAAUCUACCAUGAUUCUCACGUUGCAAGACAAUCCAAUCACAUUCGUCCUGGUUCUCCAUACACUGUUUCAUUUUAUAUGCAAGUUAGAUAUGGUGUUGCGAGAAAUUUCCUUCGUAUGAAGGGAGAUCCAUCUAUUCCCAUAUUUUCUGUUUUUGGUCAAUGUGUUAUGGGUUUAAUUUUAUCAUCUGUGUUUUACAAUCUUCCACAAACAACCGGUUCGUUUUAUUAUAGAGGGGCAUCUAUGUUCUUUGCUGUUUUGUUCAAUGCUUUUGCUUCGCUUUUGGAAAUUAUGUCACUUUUCGAAGCCAGACCAAUUGUUGAAAAGCAUAAAAAAUAUGCUCUUUAUCGACCAUCUGCUGAUGCUUUGGCAAGUAUCAUUAGUGAGUUGCCAGUUAAAUUAGUGAUGUCCUUGGCUUUCAAUCUUAUUUUUUACUUUAUGGUUAACUUUAGAAGAAAUGCAGGUAGAUUCUUCUUCUACUGGUUAAUGUGUGGUUGGUGUACUUUAGUCAUGUCUCAUUUGUUCAGAUCAAUUGGUGCUGUUUCCACCUCACUUGCAGGUGCCAUGACUCCAGCCACUGUUUUGUUGUUAGCUAUGAUUAUUUACACCGGUUUUGUUAUUCCAACUCCAAAUAUGUUGGGCUGGUCUAGAUGGAUCAAUUACAUCAAUCCAGUUGGUUAUGUGUUUGAAUCACUUAUGGUUAAUGAAUUCCACGAUCGUGAGUUUGAGUGUUCAACUUAUAUUCCAUCCGGUGGUGCCUACGAGUCUAUUCCACGUGAAAACAGAGCUUGUUCUGCAGUUGGUUCUACUCCAGGAAGCAGCAUUGUUAAUGGUACUGAUUAUUUGGCUCAGGCUUAUAGAUAUUACAACUCCCAUAAAUGGAGAAACUUGGGUAUCACCAUUGCUUUUGCUGUUUUCUUUUUGGGUAUUUAUAUCUUUUUGACUGAAUUUAACAAAGGUGCCAUGCAAAAGGGUGAAAUUGUUUUGUUCCUUAGAGGUUCAUUGAAGAAGAGAAGAAAGGCAGCCGCUGACAAAAGCAAAGAUAUUGAAACCGGUAAUGUUGUUGAAAAAGUCAAUUUCCAAGAUGUGGCAGAAGCUUCUAAUAGUGAACGUAUGAGUGAAAAGGGUUCCAUGGGCAGUGAUGAAAUACCAAGCAAUAGGGAAAUUUUCUUUUGGAAGAAUUUGACAUAUCAAGUCAAGAUUAAGAAAGAAGAUAGAGUCAUUUUAGACCAUGUUGAUGGUUGGGUUAAACCUGGACAAAUUACUGCAUUGAUGGGUGCAUCUGGUGCUGGUAAAACCACUUUGUUGAAUUGUUUGUCUGAGAGAGUCACUACUGGUGUUAUUACUGAUGGUGAAAGAAUGGUUAAUGGACAUGCUUUGGAUUCUUCAUUCCAAAGAUCUAUCGGUUAUGUGCAACAACAAGAUAUUCAUUUGGAAACAUCCACUGUUAGAGAAGCUUUGAGAUUUUCUGCUUACUUGAGACAAUCAAGUAAAAUAUCCAAGAAAGAAAAAGAUGAAUAUGUUGAUUAUGUGAUUGAUUUGUUAGAAAUGACUGACUAUGCUGAUGCAUUGGUUGGUGUUGCCGGUGAAGGUUUGAAUGUUGAACAAAGAAAGAGAUUAACCAUUGGUGUUGAAUUAGUUGCCAAGCCUAAAUUGUUGUUGUUUUUGGAUGAACCAACUUCUGGUUUAGAUUCCCAAACUGCCUGGUCUAUUUGUAAAUUGAUGAGAAAAUUAGCUGAUCAUGGACAAGCUAUCUUGUGUACCAUCCAUCAACCUUCCGCACUUAUUAUGGCUGAAUUCGAUAGAUUGUUGUUUUUGCAAAAGGGUGGUAGAACCGCUUACUUUGGUGACUUGGGUAGAAACUGUCAAACUAUGAUUGAUUAUUUUGAAAAAUACGGAGCUGAUCCAUGUCCAAAAGAAGCUAAUCCAGCAGAAUGGAUGUUGGAAGUUGUUGGUGCUGCCCCAGGUUCUCAUGCUAAGCAAGACUAUUUUGAAGUUUGGAGAAAUUCUGACGAAUAUAGAGCAGUUCACGAUGAAAUCACCCGUAUGGAAACUGAAUUGGUUAAAUUACCAAGAGAUGAAGAUCCAGAAGCUAAAUUUAAGUAUGCUGCUCCAAUUUGGAAACAAUAUUUAUUGGUUACUUGGAGAACAAUUGUUCAAGAUUGGAGAUCUCCAGGCUAUAUCUAUUCCAAAUUGUUCUUGGCUAUUUCAUCUGCUUUAUUCAAUGGGUUCUCGUUCUUCAAAGCCACAAACUCGUUACAAGGUCUUCAAAAUCAAAUGUUUGCUAUUUUCAUGUAUUUCAUUCCAUUCAAUACUUUGGUGCAACAAAUGUUACCAGUUUUUGUCAAACAAAGAGAUAUUUAUGAAGUUAGAGAAGCACCAUCCCGUACAUUUAGUUGGUUUGCAUUUAUCACUGCCCAAAUUAGUUCUGAAAUUCCAUAUAUGACAGUUGUUGGUACUAUUUCAUUCUUCUGUUGGUAUUAUCCUGUUGGUUUAUACCGUAAUGCAGAACCUACUGAUGCAGUUGAUCAACGUGGUGUUCUUAUGUGGAUGUUCCUUACUGGUUUCUUUGUUUACACAUCAACCAUGGGUCAAUUAUGUAUGUCAUUCAAUGAACUUGCUGAUAAUGCUGCUAAUUUGGCCACUUUGUUAUUUACUAUGUGUUUGAAUUUCUGUGGUAUUUUGGCAACCAAGGAUGCAUUACCAGGAUUCUGGAUUUUCAUGUACAGAUGUAAUCCAUUCACUUAUUUGGUUCAAGGUCUUCUUUCUACUGGUUUAGCUAAUACUGAAGUGACUUGUUCAUCUUAUGAAUAUGUUACAGUUCAACCACCUCUGGGUCAAACUUGUGAUAAUUUCUUGGGUCCAUAUGCUCAAGCAGCAGGUGGUUACUUUUUGGAUAACAGUGAUGGAUCUUGUUCAUUCUGUCAAAUGCGUAGUACUAAUUCUUUCUUGACUUCAGUUAAUGCUAUUUAUAGUGAAAGAUGGAGAAAUUUUGGUAUUUUUGUUGCUUUCAUUGCUAUUAAUAUUUGUCUUACAGUGUUCUUCUACUGGUGGGCUAGAGUUCCAAAAGGUACCCGUGAAAAGAAACAUAAAAAAUAG
This is a messenger RNA of Candida tropicalis MYA-3404, 4497 nucleotides long. RefSeq names its product pleiotropic drug resistance family ABC transporter. Gene Ontology annotation, cellular component: membrane. The transcript has a single exon. Lineage: Eukaryota; Fungi; Ascomycota; Pichiomycetes; Serinales; Debaryomycetaceae. Gene Ontology annotation, biological process: xenobiotic detoxification by transmembrane export across the plasma membrane. Gene Ontology annotation, molecular function: ATP hydrolysis activity; ATP binding; ABC-type transporter activity. The record is from RefSeq and is a predicted model, not a curated record. Bases 1 to 4497 code for a protein of 1498 amino acids.